AGGAGCAACGCUUGGAUGAUGUUCCAGAACAGGUCAACCAGGCGCCUGACUGCAAUCUGUUCGACAUCAUCAAAGUUUCUUGAACAAGCUCCCCAAGUUGCACCGAUGUCACAAAUUGGCAUCGGCUUCAGUCUUGGUGCACGUAUAGAGGUGCCCUGUGUAGACAUGACCAACAGUUUGGUUCAUGUAUCCGCAGCAUUGCCUGGCGCCGCUCGUAUUCGGCGCCGAGCACGGCAACGUGCAAAGAAGACGAAGCCAGUAGCGGAGUCGCCCGGUGGAUGCAUUGUCCUGAUCCGGGAGGACUGCAGAUUGCAUGACAACCCAGCACUACAUACAGCCUCAGAGAUGCAUGAAUGGGUCGUGCCACUUUUCGUUCAUGAUGAUAACGACCCAUCUCCCUGGCCAGUUCGUGGAGCAGGGCUGUGGUGGCGACAUGAGUCGCUGAAGUGCUUUGAGAAGUCCCUCCAGGGUUUGGGAAGCCGCAUCGUCUACAGGAAAGGUAACCUGAUUGAGCAGGUCAUGGAUGUCAUGCUGAGCUCUGGAGCCAAGGCGUUACACUUUAACCUGCAGCUUGAACCUUGGCACCACGAGCGAGACCUGGCUUUGGAAUCCACUGCUAUCUCUCUUGGCCUAGAUGUCCGCAGCUUCAACGCGAUGGUCAUGAAGUUUGAACCCUGGGAGGUGCGCCUUCACGGACAGAAGCGGCAAAAACGGGAACCAUUGCCAGCUGUGCGACGACUGGUCUCACCCAAAGAUUGGCCAUGGUCCAUGGAGCUCGCAGAUCUGGGGUAUGGUCGCACAGGUGGCAGGAAGAUUCCUCCCGGUUUUGGCCAAUUCAACGAGAAGCGCCAAAGAAUGCUCAGUGCUGGCUUCUGUGACCUCAAAGAGGAUGACUGGGCUUAUGAGAUGCGGAGAUUUUGGCCGAUGGGUGAGCAUGCAGCCAUGCGCAGACUGGAAGAGUGGUUGAAGGAUGCUGCAUGGGGCUGCUACUUCCCGCCAGGCCUUCAUCCGCGUGAUGAGGCUGGUGGACGCUUCCGGGCAGACAAGGCUUGGACAGCAAUGCUGAGCCCUUACUUGCGAUUUGGCGACCUUUCACCACGAUAUGUGGAUUGGCGAGUGUCCGAGGC
Messenger RNA from Durusdinium trenchii, 1127 nucleotides. The record is from the annotation of a GenBank genome assembly. NCBI's taxonomy places the organism in Eukaryota, Dinophyceae, Suessiales, Symbiodiniaceae.